AUGUCAUCAUCGACAACCAUAACACCAGAGACAUUCAAUGGAUACAACGAACGUCUCCAAGCGGCGGCUUUGAAGGCUACCAAAAACGCAGCGGGCUUACCUUCGGACCUCGCUUUUCACCGUUCGAUCGACAGAAGAAUUGCUACUGAACUGGAUGCGUGCUCUGGACGCCUUUCUUUCAUCGCGAACAGGCUUCUUGCGUUGGCUUCGAAAACCGAUGAUGUCCAGAGCCUGAAGGGGAAGGGGAAAGCGAAACUCGAAGACCAGGACGACUAUGUAGAUCGGUUUGAGUCCAUCAUUGUGGAGGCUAUGGAUCAGCUUUUGGAGCAUGCUGAUAUCUGCCUAGACAAAUUCAGUGGAAGAACGAAAGCUCCUGCCAUCGCAGUCAAUGGAUCUUCACUGCCUUCACAGCAGAAGCCCAAAAAAUCGGUACCUUCUGGGAGAUUGGACCCUGUAAUUCAGCACGCCUUUUAUCUCCCCAAACCGCAGCUCAGGUUCAGGCGGAAAAUUGAAAACACGAACGGGACGCAAUGGAAUUCAUCACUGCGACACAAAUUCAACGCGCAGGUUCCACUUGGAUACAACUUCCAACCCAAUGGCGACGAUCUUGAAGCCUUGCAACUUCCACAUCCAUACCGCUACGAAAUCACACACCUGUCCUACCCCGCGUGUAUGUUCCAACCUCAACCUCCAAUCUCCCCGCGGUCAUUCUCUGAGACACCAUUUACUUGGGUUUCAUCACUGACCGACUUCACCACAAUGCUUGGAAAACUCAAAAACGCGAGAGAAAUUGCUAUUGAUCUCGAGCACCACAGCUUUCGGACAUAUAGUGGUUUUGUAUGUUUGAUGCAAAUCAGUACGAGAGAGGAAGAUUGGGUUGUAGAUACCCUAGAGUUGAGAGAGGAGAUGGAAGAGUUGAACGAAGUCUUUACAGACCCUAAUAUUAUCAAAGUUUUCCACGGAGCUGAGAGUGACAUCGUUUGGCUACAACAAGAUUUCAAUCUGUAUAUCGUAAAUAUGUUCGAUACUUUCCACGCGUCGAAGGUCCUAGAUUUUCCGAGGCACGGCCUCGCUUCUCUCCUUGAGAUGUAUUGUGACUUCACACCUGAUAAGCGAUAUCAGUUGGCCGACUGGCGCAUCAGACCUCUCCCAGAGGAGAUGCUUGCAUAUGCUCGGUCAGACACCCAUUUCCUGCUGUACAUCUACGAUAAUCUUCGAAACGCACUCCUCGACCGUGCACUUUCACGAGAGCAAUCGCGUGCUCAGUCUCCUUCGGCAGCGAACACCGUGGCAUCUCGGCCUCCCUCGGUAGAGUUGACUGAGUCCCUUGUUCGCGAAGUUCUUUCACGCUCAGCUGAGACUGCUCUUCGGGUGUAUGAGAAAGAAUUUUAUGAUGAGGAUGGCGGCACCGGUUCAAGUGGAUGGGAUACGAUGGCACGUAAAUGGAACAAGGUGGCUUUAUCAGCGGAUGGACCUAACGGAAUGAGAAAAGAGGUUUACAAAGCGGUGCAUGCAUGGAGAGACAAGACUGCGAGGGAGGAAGACGAGAGUUGGAGAUAUGUUUUGUCCAACCAUUAUCUAUUCCAGCUUGCUGACCGACCACCUGCGGAUAUGGCUGCCUUGCUGGCUAGUUUCCAGUCUCUUCCUCCACUUAUUCGAAAGCGAUCCAAGGAGCUCCUCGAUACGAUCAGGGCCGCUGUCAAGCGUGGUCUCGGAGAUCAGCAAACACUGGUAGCUCCUACUGGAUUGCAGGAUAAUACAUUAAAUGUGUCGCCCGCGGAAGAGUCAUCAUCGAGCCAUCUUGACACGACCCCAGCACCCAGGUUAUGGGCCCAGAAUACAGUACUACCACUGGCGGCAGCCACAUCCACGCUCUUUGACCUUUCUCGGUCGAAUGGUCCGAUAGCAGCUUUCUCCAAUCAUUAUUCAACAGCUCGAAGCUCCCUACUGGGCGACAGUGCGUCGUCAACAUCAGCCAUCGUGCCGUCUCGCGCCACGCGGGCGGGGUUUCAAAGCAUUCUCAAGAAGAUUCAUACUUCAUUGGUCAUUGUGCCUGCUCUACCUGAUAUCAUUGGCAGUGGUGCUCGCGUUCCAACAAGCUCAGAGGCGACUCCUAAAGAUAUUGGCGUUACCUCAUCUCCAGUGCUAGGUGACUUGCAAGGAGCCGCCGAAGAGAUUGCAUUUACCCCUGCCUCUCAACGGCAAGCUGUACAACCAGCAGUGGAUGACUCCAUCGUUGUCGUAGGCCAAAGACAGAAGAAACGCAAGCGCACAAAGAAGCUUGAUACGGAUGAGUCUCCUAUGCCAGAUAGGACGGACAAAGAAACCAAAAAGACGCAGGUAGAAGACGGAAUGAUAGAGGUAUUCGAUUAUGCAACUGCGCCCAAUAUCCUCGACAAUGAGCCAGAGGCGAAGAUUGAUCGGAAAAUGCAGAGGAAGAAACAAAAGACCAAAGGAGGCGUGCUGGAGUACGGUAACUUCCCUGCACCACCAAGGGAUAGGAGUCAGGUUAAGAGCGGAAAUACAUCUCGCACGUUCAAAUGA
Messenger RNA from Heterobasidion irregulare TC 32-1, 2544 nucleotides. RefSeq lists its product as uncharacterized. The transcript has 8 exons. Gene Ontology annotation, cellular component: nuclear exosome (RNase complex); nucleolus. Lineage: Eukaryota; Fungi; Basidiomycota; Agaricomycetes; Russulales; Bondarzewiaceae. Bases 1 to 2544 code for a protein of 847 amino acids. The record is from RefSeq and is a predicted model, not a curated record. Gene Ontology annotation, biological process: nuclear polyadenylation-dependent rRNA catabolic process; nuclear polyadenylation-dependent snoRNA catabolic process; poly(A)-dependent snoRNA 3'-end processing. Gene Ontology annotation, molecular function: nucleotide binding; nucleic acid binding; 3'-5'-RNA exonuclease activity.